AUGAAUAAGUUUGAUAAAAAAAAAAAAGAUGAGGAGAACAAUGUAACCAGCCACACAAAAAAUUUCAUAUUUAAAAAUGAAUACAAGUACGUAGACGCAACCAACGUUUUGAAGAAUAUUUUUUUAAAAGACAAGAAAAAAGAACAGUCUUCCAAAAAAGUCACUCCUAUAAAAAAAUAUUUUGUGAAUAAAAAUUUAAGUGAGUUGAUUCCUAGUAGGAGGGGUGGCAAAGGGGAUGGACAUCAAAAGGGAGAAAAGAAAUUUAAUUACCUAAGCAAAGAUGGUGGUAAGCAGUUAAAGAAGGAAAAGUCUGUAAGGUUUGGGCCUUCGUAUAAUUAUGAUGUAGACACAACGCCGUCCUAUCGUAAUGACAGAAAUGACAGUAGCGCCCCUUUGAGUUCCAUUCGAAAUGUCCCCGCAAAAAGUUGCGUGAAAGUGCCAGUGCCCCGGGCACGCAGGCGCAAAAUAUAUUCGUCCUCCGAGGGGGAGGAAGAAGAAAUCGAAGUGGAGGAAGAAGUCGAGGAGGAAGAGGAAGUAGAGGAAGAAGUCGAA
Messenger RNA from Plasmodium fragile, 552 nucleotides. RefSeq lists its product as uncharacterized. The record is from RefSeq and is a predicted model, not a curated record. NCBI's taxonomy places the organism in Eukaryota, Apicomplexa, Aconoidasida, Haemosporida, Plasmodiidae. The transcript has a single exon. The annotation marks the transcript as partial.